This is a messenger RNA of Malassezia sympodialis ATCC 42132, 897 nucleotides long. RefSeq lists its product as uncharacterized. The transcript is spliced from 3 exons. The coding region runs from base 1 to 897 and encodes 298 amino acids. The record is from RefSeq and is a predicted model, not a curated record. Lineage: Eukaryota; Fungi; Basidiomycota; Malasseziomycetes; Malasseziales; Malasseziaceae. Gene Ontology annotation, biological process: protein catabolic process; protein modification process. Gene Ontology annotation, molecular function: protein-N-terminal asparagine amidohydrolase activity; protein-N-terminal glutamine amidohydrolase activity.
AUGCGCAUUGCCAUCGUACGUGCUCCUACUAAUGUGGGUACCGUGCGCACUGACGCAGGCUACAUGUUCGACUCGCUGGAAGAAAUUUCGCCGCUACUCGAGAACCCGUACACGGGCGAGGGCGCGACUUCCGUUCUUGCGGCGGACCUGGCACGCCAUCUGCAGUGCCACGUUGUCGCUGGCUUCCCAGAGCGGGCCUCGCCCCGUGCGCUCGAGGAGCUUGGCUCGCGGGGCCAGCACGACGCGCGCAUCGCGCGCGAGAAGGUGACGGGUCUCGCACACCUCCCUCGCAUUGAGCGGCAGGCGUUCAAUGCGGCGAUGCUUGUCGGCCCUGACGGCUCGCUCGUCAAAGUCUUCCGGAAGCACUUUCUCUACGAGGCGGAUACCACGUGGGCCGACGAGGGCAGCGGCUUCGAGUACCUCGACGUGCCGGGCCUUGGGCGUAUAUGCGUGGCCAUUUGCAUGGAUUUGAACCGUACGUACAUGUGCCUUACGCCAGCCUAUACCCUCGAGUCGGAGUUUAGCCGGUAUGAGCUCGCGACCUAUUGCGAGCAGCACCGCAUCGACUGCCUGGUGGUGCCGAUGAACUGGCUCCUGCCCGAGGACGAUAUCGAGGCGUACCAAGCACAGACGAGCUCCAGCGACCCAAGCCUCGCGACGAUCAACUACUGGGUCGCCCGCUGCAUGCCGCUAUGGAUGCCGGGCCUCUGCCAGCCCGGCCACGAGGGCCACACGACCUACCUCGUCGCGUGCAACCGCACAGGUGUGGAGCGAGGUACGUAUCCAUGCCUCACGCAGACAUUGUGUUCGCUGGCUCGUCCAGUGUCAUUGCGUUCACGUACGCAGAUCGCGCCGACCUGCUGGGCACGACAGGGGCGCGCACCGAGGGCACGCUAG